AGAUCAGUUCAUUCAGGCAGCGCGUCACUUCAACUUAAGGGUCGUUUAGACGUCCAAACUCACUCCGACGUAAGUCCGCUCCGUUCAGAAAACACCCGAUUUGUCAUAAGCCACGACAGGAAAUACUGUGUCGACGAUUUAAACGCAACACUAUGUGGCAGCGACGAUAUAAACUUAGAGCCAAAGACAAAACAAACAAACAUGGCUGAGCAAACUAAAUCGUUGUCGGAACCAUUCAAAGAGUAUUUAUUAAGCCGAUCAGUAUUAACAGCUACACCGGUCGAUUUAUCGAUAUUAAAUAAAUCGGAUACAGAUUACAAAAUAUCUGAUUCCCUUAUGUAUUGUUUGGAUGGGAAUUUGCCAACAGAUUUGACGUUGUCGAUUAGUAAUUUGGCUGUCGAGUCGUGUAGUAUGUCGGAAGGUGUGAGAUCGCCUUUAAAGAAUAUAAACAAUGUAAAUAUAGAAGUAAGUCCGAAUAGAAAAAGGUGCGCGAUCUCCGCGUCUGUCGGUACGGAUAGCAAAAAAAUUAAUAUCGAAAAGGAAAAUGUUAAUUUCCAGUUGCGUGAAACGGAUCUUUAAUUCGCCUUUUGGAAAAGUGCCUAGCUACGUUGUGUAGUAUGUUUUUUUUUAUUUCCUAGGUCUAGUUAGCUUGCUACAUGAGGUCUAGGGUUCAACGCCCGGGUAUACAAAAAUAAAAACUGGGUUUUUCUUUUAAGAUAUUUUUAAUAAAAUAGCUUGGCGUUGGGCAAGCUUGGAUAAUGACAGUGAAGUAAAAGAGAGUGCACCAGUGGCUUCGCACAAACAUGUGCACUAUAGUAUAUAGUAUCAUUAACAAUUGUUAAUCUCUAAAUAAGUGAGAUAAGCUACACUCGGUGUGAAAUACAUUAUUAUUACCCAAUUUUGGGUAAAGUUAUAUAUAUCAGAAUUUUUUAUUUUUAUAGAAAGGUUUUUGUUCAGAUUGCAACUAUCUCAAUAUGUUGACAUUUCUAACACAAUGUCUCUUUAAAAAGACAAAUCAAACGGAUAUAUUUUUAAACACUGAUUAAAAUAUAACAUUAAUUUACUUCAAAUUAAAGUGAACUUUAAACAGUAGUGAUUAGGUCCAUUUUACUUUGAAGUAAAUUGAUGCUUACAUGUUUAUAAAUAUACCCGUAAAUUAAACAUAAUAAUUAAUUAAGGUAUCUAUAAUGUGUCAAAUUAUUUUUUUUUCUAAAAUUCUAUGCAAUGGUCCUUAACAUCAAAGACUGAACCAAUAUUAUGAAUCCUAAUAAUGAUUUCAAUUAUUCGUCAUUACCAAAAUAACAUUGUACAGUAUUGUAAUUAAGUACCAAUAAAUAAAAGUAUAUUAACAAUGUA
Messenger RNA from Bicyclus anynana (squinting bush brown), 1356 nucleotides. RefSeq lists its product as uncharacterized. Lineage: Eukaryota; Metazoa; Arthropoda; Insecta; Lepidoptera; Nymphalidae. The record is from RefSeq and is a predicted model, not a curated record.